AUGAACAACGGACGCUCUUCGAACCUCCGUUCGGGCAACCCGAACAUGGGGCGUCAGGGCGGCAGCCCUCGAACCAUGGUCGUCGCAAUGGCCACCGUCGCUGCCGGUUUCGGUGGCUGGUGGAUGUUGCAGUUCCGCCAGCAAAACCGGAGCCAUAACUCUUCCGAUCCUGCGGAGAUGCCCACCUGGCAGCACCGUCACGCACAGCAAGCCCCGCAGACGAACGAGAGUAUGAGCAUGCCCGGGCAUGGUGCCGCGACUAGUGUGCGCAACGCCAACCAACAACACACUCAGUACACAACCUCGACCACGGCUGACACCCAAGAUCAGAGUAGAGACGCGACGUGCGGCGGGAGCGGUGGCCAAUCGCAAGGUCGCGAACUUUCAGGGAACAGAGGCGCAGUGGGCUCGGUAAUGUCCGCCAUCCAUGGUAGUUCAAAGGACAGCGAAGGUGCGAAGAGCCAGCCAGUUGCUACCAGCAGAACGAAUGAUCGCGGGGGAAUGUACACGAAGAGCUCUGACUUCAAAGAUAGCUACCGAAGGGAGUAG
Messenger RNA from Epithele typhae, 549 nucleotides. RefSeq lists its product as uncharacterized. The coding region runs from base 1 to 549 and encodes 182 amino acids. The record is from RefSeq and is a predicted model, not a curated record. Lineage: Eukaryota; Fungi; Basidiomycota; Agaricomycetes; Polyporales; Epitheliaceae. The transcript has 5 exons.